CAUACGUAUUCUGUUCGGACGUAUCACAUUUUACUCCAGAGUUUGAGCGAGUUUGUUUCCCGACUGCUUCACGCUACUGCGCUUACCCAGCAGAACAAUGUCGGACCAUGAAGACCUCGAGUGGGAACAGACUGGGGACACCCGCGGCACCUUCCAAAUGCAGUGCUCCGAUCUAAAAAAGGACGGCUACGUGAUGCUGGAGGGGCGCCCCUGCAAGAUCGUGGAAAUGACCACUUCCAAAGCUGGAAAGCACGGCAGCGCCAAGGUUGACUUGGUAGGAACCGACAUCUUUACUGGUAAGACGUACAAAGGUGUCUUCGGUUCUAAUGACGACAUGGAUGUCCCAAACGUGAACCGUACGGAGUACACGCUGAUCAACAUUGAGAAAGGCUUCUUGAGUCUAAUGGACGACAAUGGAGAUAUGCACGAUGAUGUCAAACUGCCCGACGGUGAUUUGGGCAAGGAGAUCUCAACCCUCGUUGAAGAUGGGGAAAACCUUUUGGUACCGGUUACUACAACGCAACGGCACAGAGCUACAUCGGUGACCAUGGAGCUGAUCGCAACAUUCGCACAAUCAGAACAUCUCAUGAGAAAUUAAAACGUGCUGCAGCUCA
Branchiostoma belcheri (Belcher's lancelet) is the source of this 614-nucleotide messenger RNA. RefSeq names its product eukaryotic translation initiation factor 5A-1-like. Lineage: Eukaryota; Metazoa; Chordata; Leptocardii; Amphioxiformes; Branchiostomatidae. The transcript has 5 exons. Bases 98 to 598 code for a protein of 166 amino acids. The record is from RefSeq and is a predicted model, not a curated record. Gene Ontology annotation, molecular function: translation elongation factor activity; RNA binding; ribosome binding. Gene Ontology annotation, biological process: positive regulation of translational elongation; positive regulation of translational termination.